CCAACGACUACGUGUGCGCUACCAAUCUCAAAUAGCGAAGUAAAGUCAUUAAAUUUGAUUCUUUAUCUCUACUGUUUGCCAAUAACUAAAAAGAGAACACUGCGACUUCACUAGUCUCAAUAUUGGAGAGCAAGGUCAUUUUAAGGUCGAGCAUACUACAUUGAUACGACCACACAGCUACCAAAGGCACAUAAUGUCUUCCACAAACUCUCGAUCCCAGCCCAAACUUCUUGUUAAUUUGCCAUGCAAAGAAUGUCGCAGGGCGAAACAAAAAUGCGAUAGAGUUUCCCCAGCGUGCAAUCGUUGCGUAAAACGUGGUAGCAACUGCGUCUUCCCUCAGUCGAGGGGGGUGCGUGACAGUCCGGCCGCCUCGCAGCAGCGCGAACUCUCGCCGAGCGUCGAAUUGCAAGUCAUUAAAGAGGAACGUCAGUUUCUGUCUGUUAGCAACGCUACCUCUACAAUGAAUUCCACGACUUUCUCGCCAUUAUCGAAUCCGCUACGAGAUCUUCAGGGGCGCGUCGCCUCGCUGUUCGGCUCGGUACCAGCAAGCUGGGGAUCCAAACUUGGAACAGCACAGCCAGAGCUUACAAAACCGCGUGCGCUACGUUCCAACAAUGCAAACCCAGUUGACCUAAGCCUUUCAAAGAGUCAAAAGAGCAAUAAUGUGCUUAUCCCCGCAGUUCAAGCUUACAAUGUUGAGAGAUCCCAAACACCGCCAAGGAAGCGUCAGAGUGAUGCACAACAAUUCCCCGCCAGCCCAGCGACCCCACGACUGGGUAAACCAAAACAUCCAUUAUACAAAAGGCUUAGAGCAAGCACGCGUGUUCGUCGCAAAAGUCGCAAGCUUGCCGAUGCCGAGGUAGAAAGAAUCGACUGUGAAUGCGGCGCUACCGAAGAAGGACUACAGCCUGAACACUGGAUUUCUUGCGAAAAAUGUAAAGUCUGGCAGCACAGUGCCUGCGUGAAGUUCUCAUGCACGCGAUGUACGCAUAUGGUGGCACAAGAUCAAGAACAAAGUGCUUCAACACAGACAGAUGCCUCUGUUGAUAAGUCAAUGGUACAGCUUCAGACACAGCUAGAUGGGGCAAACCAUGAAAUCUACUCCCUUCGAAGUCAGCUCGCUGAGCACAGAGUCAACGAGCACGAACAAACAGAAACAAUCGCAAGUCUCAAAACCGACAAUGACCUUCUAUUAGAUGUACAACGAGAACUGACCAAACACCACGAUUGGUCCUCCGACGACCUAUCAACCCAUCACCAUCAAGUUCGUAAAGCAUUACACAGGCAGAUUCGGUCUCAGAACUUUCUUGGGACAUUCACCCAGCUAUCGUCAACAUCUAGCCGCAGGUCCACGACAGAGCAACUCGAAACCGGCAUCAGGAAAGUUUUCUGGUUGACACAGCAAACCUUUUGUCCUUACGGAAAUAUCAAAACCCCUUUCAUACAAUCACUAGGUCAACAUGAGACACUCCGCGUACUUGUUUGCAAGGUCUUGGGACUCCAUGACUCUGGGACUUAUUUGCUGGAUAAAGCCAGGCGCCUACUGUCUAAACUGAGUAUUCAGCCAGCCAUGCGAGCUUUGACGGGUGCAGCCGUGCGCGAGUGGGUUUUUGAGUCUGACAUCCCAAUAUUUGAAGCUGGAAGAGGUUUACAAUAUUAUCGCGAAUGUCUCAGGGGGAAUCGUGAUGGGGCAGUAACCUUGCGAAACUGGGAUCUUGCUGCUCUGAGCAAAUGCGUCAAAUCGAAAGAGUUUCUCGAAGAGUUUAUUCCACAACAAGCUGAAACCUUGGCCAUUCAACUUUCCAACGCCCUUGCACCCUUCUUCUCAGAUACGGAAGACGAUUCACCGCUACUGGAUUGGGACGGAUUCUCCACAUGGGGCGAAGGGCUUGAACAAUGGAAAGAGAGACGACGUAGCUUCGUCGCUAUAUUUACUGCUGCCCUGACAACCAAGGUGGAGUUGUGCCUUAACAUUGAGAACUACGAAUUGCUCACAUACGUUCCUGGUACCAAGUUUGACGAAACUACUAUGAAAGUCGAAGCUAUGGAUGGCUCGAUGGAUAUUACUCAAAGCCAUCAAGGACGUGCAAUACAGCUUUGCGUCGAAGCUGCAUUUUUUAUACAUCCACGAGGAGAGCUGCCCAUGGGUGCUACUAUAGAAGAAGCUAUAGUUCCAAUGGUGAACUUCAUAUCCAGGGAUCAAAAUGAUAAGCGGGUAUUCAAGCCACUUCUCAAGGCAGUGGUUAUUUUGUUUGAGGAUGACUGA
Molecule: messenger RNA, 2266 nt
Organism: Pseudogymnoascus verrucosus
Lineage: Eukaryota; Fungi; Ascomycota; Leotiomycetes; Thelebolales; Thelebolaceae
Exons: 3
Coding region: 194-2266 (690 amino acids)
Biological process (GO): regulation of DNA-templated transcription
Molecular function (GO): zinc ion binding; DNA-binding transcription factor activity, RNA polymerase II-specific
Source: RefSeq, a predicted model, not a curated record